Molecule: messenger RNA, 4100 nt
Organism: Dermochelys coriacea (leatherback sea turtle)
Lineage: Eukaryota; Metazoa; Chordata; Testudines; Dermochelyidae
Gene: LRRC45
Product: leucine rich repeat containing 45
Exons: 16
Coding region: 1227-3017 (596 amino acids)
Cellular component (GO): centrosome
Molecular function (GO): protein binding
Source: RefSeq, a predicted model, not a curated record
CUUCAACACCGAGAAAGCAAUUGAGGAGGGCACAGAGGUGCAGAUCUCAUGGGAAUUUGGGAUGGAAAUGGUCCCAUGCAGGCCACCAACAGAAGGGACCAGUGCAGGAUUGUUCCCUGUCGCACACGUCCUAAUGCGGUGUCCUGUCCAUUCUAAUUGCCUCACUUGAUGGGACUCACAGCCCUCCUCUUAGGGAGACUGCUUGGUAGAACUCACUGGCAGGAAGGUUUUCCUAGUAAUCUGUUGCUAAGGCCUUGUCUACGUGCAGAAAUUGCAUACUUUUAAUAUAAAUUUUUUUUUAAACUGAUUCAUUUAAACUGGUGCUAACUCCUGUGGACACACUUAUUUUGGUUUAAUAAUGACUUAGUUCAGUUUAGUUUAAAACUGUUCCUAAUUGACUAUGAAUUACAUCUGUUUUAAUCUGAAGUGUGUCCACAUAGCCUUUUGCACCAGUUCAACUAAAUCUCUUUAAAGUCCCACAUUAACUACACUCUGAUCUACACUUAAAAUUCAGACUAACAUGGCUACCGCUCUGAAACGUAAAAUUUAGAUCACCUAGUGUGUUGCUCAGGGGAGUGGAAAUUCACACCGCUCAGCACUAUAGUUAAAUCGACCUAAUCCUCAGUGUAGAUGCAAAUUCUUCUGUUGACCUAGCAACUGCUGCUUGGGAGGUGGAUUAACUACAUUGAUGAAGAAACCCUUCCAUCAAUGUAGAAAGUGUGUGCACUGUGGCACUACAGCUCUGGUGCUCAUCAUGUAGACACUGCCUACAACUGGUUCAACUUUCUCAUAUAGACUAGCCCAUCUUUACUUACUCAUGGGCAAUUAUUACUGUGUCUCUCUCUCUUAGCUAUUGCUUGGUAAAGUUAGACAUAUUUAGGUCUUUUAAUGUUUCAACAUCACUGAGGGAGUCCCCUGGUUAUUUGAAUUGCUCUUCUGUGAAGUCCCUCCAAUUUAUCAAUAUCUUUCUGUUAACAUGAUAGGGAGAACUGAACACAUUAUACCAGAAUUGCAUGUGAAAGGGACUAUCUGCCCUGGGUCUAUCAUAUAUUGCCUUUAUGUAUACAGCCCAAAAUUGUGUUUAAAAAAUACUAGCAAAGCAGAAUCUGGGUUCUGAUUGAGUACUACCUACAAAUAUGCAUUGCAACACUGACAACCAAGCUUGAGUUAUGGGUGUGUGCGUGCGUGUGUGCGUGCAGAUGAGCCCUUCCUGGUGAAAAAUCGAAAUGGCCACAAGAUGCCAAAAGUCUGAGGCUCCCUUCUUAUCACAGGGGAAUAACCUGCGAGCUCUGGGUGCUGAGGCUUUGGGGAAACUCCUCAGGCAGAACAAAUCCAUCAGAAGCCUCACCUUGGAGUGGAACAGCUUGGGAAUGUGGGAGGAGGGCUUUUCCCUCUUCUGCCAAGGACUAGGAGCCAACCGCUUUCUCCAGUGGCUGGAUCUGCGCAAUAACCAGAUUAACCACCAGGGGGCAGGAGAGCUGGCCAUGGCCCUGAAAUGCAAUUCCAGCCUACAGGAGCUGGAUUUGCGUUGGAAUAACAUUGGGCUCCUGGGGGGCCGAGCGUUACUGAGCUGUCUGCACAGCAACAAGACCUUGAGGAGGCUGGAGCUGGCUGGGAACAACAUCCCCAGUGACAUCCUGAAGGCUGUGGUUCUCUCUGUGUCAGAACAAGCCAUGUAUCAUAACCAGGAUCGCCAGACCAUUCUCGCUGAGAACCACAGCCGGACACGCGUGCUCAGUAAGGAGGUGUUUAGUCUGAAGGAGGAGAAGGCUAAGCAGUUCCUGGAUUUGAUGGACACUAUUGAUAAACAGAGAGAAGAAAUAACCAGGAGCAGCAGGACAUCAGCAGCACGAGUUGGCCAGUUACAGGAAGCCCUGAAUGAGCGGCAGUCUGUCAUGAAUUCAUUAAAAGCCAAACUGCAGAUGACUGAAGCUGCAUUAGCUCUGUCUGAGCAGAAAGUGUACAACCUGGGAGAGCUUCUGAAUGCUACAAAGCAGGAGCAAGCCAGCAUGACCGAGUGUCAGUUGAAGGAGCUCCGGCAGCAAAAACAGGAAGCUUCUGAUCGGGAAACAAACCUUCUCCAGCACCUAUCUGCUGCCAAUGAGAAAAACCUGCUUUUAAGAAACCAGGUGGAUGAGCUAGAGAGAAGGUGCAAAGCCCAGCAGGACCAGCUGUUCCAGGUGAAACAAGAUUUGACAAACACAACAGCAGAGCUGAAACUGCGAGUCAUGCAGGCAGAGGAACGCCUUGAAAUGGAGAAGAAGAGAUUUAAACAGGGCCUGGAAGAUAUGGAAUCCCUUCGACUGAAAGAGGUGGAUCACAUGACACAUCACAUGGAGGCAAGUGAGCACUCCAUGCAGGAGAGAAUUCAGAGGCUGGAAGCCAUCCGGAUUGGGCUGGAGGAGGAGCUGAGCCGAGUCAAAGCAGCGGCAUUUGCUGAGCGAGGUCAGGCAGAGGAGGAGUUAAUCAAAAUCCGGGGCCAGGCCAGGCUGGAAGAGCAACAGCACCUGGAUCACUUGGAAGAGAAGCUACGGCUGAUGACACAGUCACGUGAUGAAGCUCAGAACUACUGCCUUCAGCAGAAGCAGGCAGUGGGAGAGGCACAGGCCAAGGUCAGCCAGAUGACCCAGCAAACCGAAGGGCUCAAGAGGCGCGUGGAGGAACUACAACAGGACCUGAGCGGCAAGGAGCAGGAGAAAGUGGCUGAGGUGAACAAAGUGAGAGUUGAGCUGCAGGAGCAGAUUGGACACCUGCAGGCUGAAAGGACAGCACAGGAAGGGCUGAAAGAGAAGAUUGCUGCCCUGGAGAGGCAAUUGAAAGUGUUAUCAAGUAACCACCGAGAGGCCCUGCUGGAUAAAGAGAGUGAAAUCUCUACUCUCCAGGAGAAGCUGAGGAUGAAAGAGGCUGAGAUCUCCAGGAUGAGGGAAGAGGAGGCCCAACGAGCUAGUUUUCUGCAAAACGCCAUCAUGGCCUAUGUGCAGGGCUCUGCUCUUGGAGCCCUCAGCCCUAGGAAAUGAGCGUGUCCUAAGGAAUCCCAGGUGCCUGCUGUCAGGAAUAGGGGGGCGUGAUCUGUGUGCAGCUUCUUCUUCCAGAGCAGGCCUGGUUUCUCAGGAGAGUGGUGUUACUCCUGUCUGAAGUACAAGGGGGUCACAGACACAGAAUCCCUCAGGCCAUUCAGAAAUUCUGUUGCUGACAGCAAUGAGGUCUGAAGAAAGCAACUAGCCAAGGCUGGGGUAGGGAUAGCCAGGACUGAGUUCUCCCACUUCACCGUGUUAGACCCUGUCCACACUAGAGCCUGUAACAGCCUUUGAAAACAGUUUUUAUGUCCUGUCACACAACAUAAGCCUAUCUGUGUCUGCCCCACACACUGAUACUAACCAUGUUGUAGGAUCCUGGGAGAGAGGUGUCAGCCUGCAGCACGAAUUUGGAUGCCAUGGCUGUUCACAAAGAAAGUCUUAACACUCAACAGGGGAACUGUCAAAAACAGCUCCCAUGCUUGGGAGCCAUCUGUGUCACUCUAGGCAAAGUACAGUGAACACAGAUACUAUGGUGAUGGGUGACGCAGACAUACUUAUAAUAAAUAAAAUCAGCUAUGCUGGCAGGUGACUGCAGAACCUGGCUGGAUAAUGAAUUGUUAGUUAUGGCUGAAGCCCCUACAGUCCUAGUUGAUACUGAAAAGUAGGGAAGAUCCUGUCCUUGCUCAGUAUGAACCACUGUCCUAAACUGGGGCCUCUUUAAUGAGACAGUGGCAGAGAACAGCAUUUAGUUCCACAUGGUGGGGGAAUCACAGUGGAUCCUACUAAAGUGACAAGCUGCAAAGAAUGAACUCCUGGCUCCAGAAGGUCCCUGACCUGUGCAGUGCCUAUUUCCUUGGCUUUGAACUAGUGGAGAGGGGGUGAGUUGUUCUCUUUCCAUUUCCAUAGAAUUUCAGAAAAUAAUGUGUAGGAGAUGGUGAAUGAUUUUAUAUUUUAGUGCACAUUUUUAAAACUAAGAUGAAAGCGAAAUAUGUGCCCUUUUCUUUGGGUCUAGGGGUUGAUUUGUUUUCAUGGUUUGUUUUGCAGGGUUUAUUUUAAAAUAAGAGCUUUUGCAUUUUGUUAUAA